Molecule: messenger RNA, 744 nt
Organism: Gloeophyllum trabeum ATCC 11539
Lineage: Eukaryota; Fungi; Basidiomycota; Agaricomycetes; Gloeophyllales; Gloeophyllaceae
Exons: 8
Coding region: 95-634 (179 amino acids)
Source: RefSeq, a predicted model, not a curated record
ACGCUCUUGCAUCCGUGCCACGACCUCUGUACAUCCCGCUCGCUGUUUGUCGCGCUCUCCUUCCUCGUAUAGCAUUUUGCACUGUAUUUCUACCAUGGAACAAAUCACGACCUCUCUCGCGCCUCCUCGCAGCACUCACAAAGUAGGCGUCGCCGGCUCUUCCAGCGACGCGUCUGGCUCGGUCACGAAGCGCUUGAGUAACGAGUUGAUGCAGUUAAUGAUGUCAUCUUCACCAGGCAUCUCGGCAUUCCCUAAAAGCGAUGCAAAUCUAUUCGAGUGGGUUGGAACGAUCGAGGGACCUAGUGGCACGAUUUACGCAGGUCUAACAUACAAGAUAUCCAUCACGUUCCCUCCAAACUAUCCUUAUGCGGCGCCUACCCUCAAAUUUGACUCACCCUGCUACCACCCUAAUGUGGACUUGAACUCAGGGGCGAUUUGUCUGGACAUUCUACAGGAUAAAUGGUCGGCUGUCUACAGUGUUCAAACCAUCCUCAUCUCCUUGCAGUCUCUACUAGGAGAGCCCAACAAUGCGUCUCCCUUGAACCCUGAUGCGGCUGCGCUGUGGGAUUCGCCUUCAGAGUACAAAACGUCCCUGAUGAAGCACUACACCCCUCCCGGCGACAAUUUCGCGUAGUUCCCCAUUUCGUCUCCAGUCGUACAUAGCUAUAGUCCCCAACGGUUAUCCAUCUUGCUGUAACGCUGUGCAAUAUAAUUAUAAUGCUACGAUGUCGUAGCUGUCGGAAA